Arabis nemorensis is the source of this 405-nucleotide messenger RNA. Lineage: Eukaryota; Viridiplantae; Streptophyta; Magnoliopsida; Brassicales; Brassicaceae. The record is from the annotation of a GenBank genome assembly.
AUGAUUAACGACCCGAGCAUCAUGCAAAAAACCGUGGAAGAGAUCGAUAGGGUAGUUGGAAAGGACCGUUUUGUUCUUGAAUCUGACCUCCCAAAUCUCAACUACGUCAAGGCGUGUGUGAAAGAGGCAUUCCGGUUACACCACGUUGCUCCGUUCAAUCUCCCUCACAUGUCGACCGCCGAUGCAGUGGUGGAUGGUUAUUUUAUCCCCAAGGGAAGCCACGUACUGAUUAGUCGUAUGGGGAUCGGGAGAAACCCUAACGUGUGGGACAAGCCACUUAAGUUCGACCCUGAGAGACAUUUGGGAAAUAACGUAGAUGUGGAGCUGAACGAUCCAGAUCUUAAUUUGAUAUCGUUCAGCGCGGGACGAAGAGGGUUAUGGGCUCGAACAUUGGGUCGGCCAUGA